AUGAUAUUUCUCGAUCGUAUUUCUGAAAAUGAAGUCACAGAUUCAUUGAGCGACAAUGAGUUCAGGGUAUUUGAAGAUUUGACCAAUAGAGAAACAUAUGAAGCAGCCACAUCUGCGAGUAACAUAAAUACUCCAUCCCAGCUCCACAGACAACAAGAGAGCAUAGAAAAUAGUAAUGAUACUCCCAGAUGGAAUCAAAAGAGGAGAAAUAAACGGAAAUCUGAUCAAUUGAAUUUUGAAAAUGAAUUAAUAACGAUAUUGAAUCAAAAUACUCCCACUUCCAACCUAAGUCCUGAUGAUUUAUCAUUUUUUGAGUCUCUUGCUCCAAUUUUAAAUAAUUUAAGUGCUUAUCAAAAGCUGCAACUUCGCUCAAAGGUUAUAGGAUUAGUCAUGGAGAUUUCACCUCCAACGACUUCCACACCUUGCUUUUUGUCACCACCGGAAAAUAAUGUUAAUUCCAAUAAUGAACAUGAACAACUCUAUGAACCUGCAGUAGAUUAUCCAAAUGAUACGUCCCCAACUGACGACAAUAAUUUCCCCAACAACGGUUUCAUGACGUAA
Messenger RNA from Parnassius apollo (apollo), 561 nucleotides. The record is from the annotation of a GenBank genome assembly. NCBI's taxonomy places the organism in Eukaryota, Metazoa, Arthropoda, Insecta, Lepidoptera, Papilionidae.